CCAGCAAGAAGACACAUAAUGGCAAUAGAAAUAUCAGUGAUCACUGCGGGAGCGGUGUUCCUAGUUUUGCUGCUGUCUAUUGUACUGAUUUCUUGUAAGAGAGACACAUCUUUAAAGGAAAACCACAAGGGAAGUAAGUCAACAGUUAAAGCUGGACUGCUGCAGGAUCUCCAUCAGUUGCUCCCCCACUCCUCGUCUCCUUCCCUCCCAGGUCCUCCCGGCUUCUACCUAAUUGGCAAUAUGAUGGAGCUGACACAUGAUCAUCUGCCAAUUCACCUGAACCAUUUGGCACAGCGGUAUGGAAACAUCUACCGUCUGAAAUGUGGAAACACAACCAUGGUGGUACUAAAUAGUAGUGAAGUUAUAAGAGAAGCACUGGUGAAAAAAUGGUCAGACUUUGCAGGGAGACCAGUUUCAUACACAGGUGAUAUUGUGUCUGGGGGAGGGCAUACCAUCUCUCUGGGGGACUAUAAUGAGGAGUGGAGGGCACAUCGUCGCCUCGUCCACAGUGCUUUGCAGCGUUGCUGCCAGCAAUCGUUGCAUAGUGUGAUCGAAAGACAGGCGCUGCAUCUGAGAAAGGUGUUGAUGGACUAUCAAGGCAACGCUGUAGAUCUCUCAGAGGAUUUUACAGUGGCAGCCAGUAAUGUCAUCACCACUUUGGCUUUUGGAAAAGAAUAUGAAAAGAGUUCCUCGGAGCUGCAGCAGCUGCACAGCUGUCUGAAUGAGAUUGUUGCCCUGUGGGGCUCCUCCUGGAUUUCUGCUCUGGACUCCUUUCCACUGCUCAGAAAAUUGCCCAAUCCUGUAUUUUCCCGUCUUCUGAAAGAGGUGGCCAAGAGAGAUGAAAUUAUAAAGAAACAUCUCAACAAUUACAAGUCACAAGACAACAGAAAUGAGGAUGCCAUCACAGGAUCACUCCUACAGGGCCUUGAUAAACAACACAACACAGCACAUGGAGUGCUCCUGACAGAUAUUCAUGUUCACAUGGCCACUGUGGACCUUCUCAUCGGGGGAACAGAGACAACUGCAGCUUGGCUCAACUGGACUGUGGCCUUCCUAUUGCACAAGCCAGAGGUGCAGACCAAAGUGUAUAAGGAGAUGUGCACAGUACUAGAGGGACGAUACCCCAAGUACAGUGACAGACACAGACUUCCUAUCCUGAGCGCUCUCAUCAACGAGGUGCUCAGACUGAGGCCAGUUGCCCCACUGGCUGUGCCACACAGAGCCAUCAGAGACAGCAGUAUUGCAGGUUACUUCAUCCCGAAGAACACGGUCAUCAUUCCUAAUCUUUUUGGAGCACACCAUGAUCCUGCAGUUUGGUCUGACCCAUACAACUUUAAACCAGAGCGAUUUCUGGCGGGAGGAGGAGGCUCCACCCGUGCCCUGAUUCCUUUUGGAGGGGGAGCUCGGCUCUGCCUGGGGGAGUCAGUGGCCAAAAUGGAGCUCUUUCUGUUUACUGCCUACUUGCUGAGAGAUUUCCAUUUCAUCCCUCCUGAGAGUGAGGCCUCUCUGCCUGACUUGAGAGGAGUUGCUAGUGUUGUCCUCAAGGUCAAACCCUACACAGUUGUAGCAUGUCUGAGGCCAGAGUAUAAUCCUUAAACUACACAGGGUGUACUACUUGCUUGUUGCUUAAACUUAGAAUUUCUGGGAAAACAAAUAUUUUUUCAACAAACUUUUAAAUAUUAUCAUCAUUACAGAACCUCCAUUGGUAUGUCUCUCAUCGAUAUGUUUUUCUAUUUGUCUGAAUAAAAUGGUCAGUUAUUGGGUUCCAA
Molecule: messenger RNA, 1769 nt
Organism: Eleginops maclovinus (Patagonian blennie)
Lineage: Eukaryota; Metazoa; Chordata; Actinopteri; Perciformes; Eleginopidae
Gene: cyp21a2
Product: steroid 21-hydroxylase
Exons: 12
Coding region: 19-1596 (525 amino acids)
Biological process (GO): hormone biosynthetic process; progesterone metabolic process
Molecular function (GO): iron ion binding; steroid 17-alpha-monooxygenase activity; heme binding
Source: RefSeq, a predicted model, not a curated record